Molecule: messenger RNA, 1471 nt
Organism: Triticum aestivum (bread wheat)
Lineage: Eukaryota; Viridiplantae; Streptophyta; Magnoliopsida; Poales; Poaceae
Product: putative F-box protein At3g25750
Exons: 2
Coding region: 32-1471 (479 amino acids)
Source: RefSeq, a predicted model, not a curated record
GGAGGAACAGGAGACGUGGUCACACAUCAUAAUGGCGAUAGACGCACCACCCUUCGCCCCCGCGGCGGCUGCGAUCGGCCAAGGCGCGACGGCCAUGGCCGCGUACGCAGCAAAAGGAAGGCGUGGAGUGCGAUCACGCGACGGCCGCAAGCGCCGGGGGGUCGUCGAGGAGAGCGGCGGCUGGGCGUCGCUCCCCAGCGACAUGGUUCGCCUCGUCGCCGCGUGGGUGCUGGUCACCGGGGACGUGGUGGACUACCUGGUCCUCCGCGCCGUCUGCUCCGGUUGGCGAGCAUGCACGCCCGACGGCCGCAUUGGAAGCCUAGGGAGAAAGAAGCAGCUGUGCCUCCGCCCGCGCGGCUGGGUCGCGCUUUGCGACGGCGACGCGGUGCGCCCGGACGGCGCCCGCGCGGUCACCUUCUUCAAGCCCAGCACCGGCCGCCGCCUCCGUGUCCGCCUCCCGAACCUCCGGGGCUACAGGAUCGUCGCCAUUAGCGACGGCCUCCUCGUCCUGCUCCACAAGCGCACCACCGCCGUCCGCGUGCUCCACCCCUUCACCCGCGCAGUGCUCGACCUCCCGCCCAUCGCCCCGACCUUCCGCGUGAUGGCAGGGAGCCGGGACUCUCUCCUCCGCAUGAACGCCGCCGUCUGCAUGAACGCACCGACCCGCGACUACUCCAUCGACGUCGUGGCCUGGUUCCCGGGGACAAACGCCGUGCUCUGGGCCAAGCCCGGCUACGCCAACUGGGACGCCAUCUACCUCGACGUCGAGCUCCAGAGCGUCCUCCUUUUCCGCGGCCGUCUCUACGCCACCACGUGGACAUCGGCCAACAUCCUGCAGGUGUACCCUCCGAGCAAGGACUUUCCUGUGGACACCCCCAUCCCCGACGAGCUCGGGAGCCCAUCGUCGUGCCGCUACUUCCUCGUCGAGUCCAACGGCCGCAUGCUGCUCGCUGUUCGGCAUUAUGUCUACGCGUACAAUGCGCCGUCGCUCACCGCCUUCAAGAUCUUCACGGUGGACCUGGACCGCCGGCAGCUGACCCCCGUGAGCAGCAUCGGCGAUAGUGCGCUGAUCCUCGGCCAGGACAGGUGCCUGUCCGUCUCGGCCAGCCACUUCCCGUCCAUCACCGGAAACUCUGUCUACUGUUCCUAUUACCUAUGCUCCUCGGCAUUCGGUGUCCAGCUACACUCCCUGAGCAGUGGCUCCACCGAGAGGCCAUCGGCGUGGAACCUCUUACGCGACGACAUGGAGAUGAUUGCCUCAGCGCGGCCUUUCACCAUUGCCGACCAUCUUGUCACAUACUGCAAUCAUCUUGAAUGGGCAAGAGGACUCAUGUUUCAUGAGUAUCACAACAUACUUGAUAGCUUCGUGGAACUAAAGAAGAAAAUCAGGAAGCAAGAUGCAGAGCUGCGUAUUCCAUUUGGUGAGGCCAGGAAGAGGACGGGCAAACCAUCUACUCUCUAUUUCAAAUAG